CCUGUUCUUGACUUGGACACCAACUUUCAAGUCGCUUCAGUAAAACUGUUUUUACCUUGGGUAUCAAGUAUGGCCGGCUCCAAUGAAUCAAACCUCCCGAUCACAUCACCUUCCUGGCUACGACAUGAGAAGGGUUCCAUCGAGGGACUGGUCUAUAUAUCCUAGUUUCUACCUCCCAUGCCCUCGAUCUCGGAGCUCGACCUAGUUGACUUGCGCGGCAGAGUAGCUAUUGUGACUGGUGGAAACACUGGCAUUGGCUAUGCUACCAUCCAGAUGCUGGGGCGCAAGGGCGCUAAGGUCUAUAUGGCUGCACGGGACCAAGAAAGAGCAGAAACAGCCAUACAACAACUCGAGGCUGAAGGGAUCUCGGAUGGGAGUGUGCAUUGGCUCAAACUCAACCUUUCGGACGUGCGUACAGUGCGAGACGCUACAGAAAGCUUCCGUAAGAAAGAGGAGCGUCUGGAUAUCCUGGUCAAUAACGCAGCGAAGGCAUUGCCUGGACCAUUUCUUGUAAACACCGACGGGCUUCUAGACAUCAUGGCUAUCAAUCAUAUCGGGCCCUUUGCUUUGACCCAAGGUCUCCUUCCACUCAUGAUUGAGACGGCCAAAAGCCCCAACUCCGACGUUCGGAUAGUCAAUUUGACCUCGAUGUUGCACACCUCUGCGAAACCGUCGACAUUUGCGACAAAGGACGCCUUGAAUGAGAACUACGGAGACUCGUUUUUGGGAUCUAUCGGUACAUAUGGUACGGCAAAUCCAUCCAUAAUUGCCGGUCCGUACAGUGCCAACAAUGACAUCUCUUAG
Messenger RNA from Mycena citricolor, 804 nucleotides. The record is from the annotation of a GenBank genome assembly. Lineage: Eukaryota; Fungi; Basidiomycota; Agaricomycetes; Agaricales; Mycenaceae.